Molecule: messenger RNA, 1074 nt
Organism: Lolium rigidum
Lineage: Eukaryota; Viridiplantae; Streptophyta; Magnoliopsida; Poales; Poaceae
Product: cytosolic Fe-S cluster assembly factor NBP35-like
Biological process (GO): iron-sulfur cluster assembly
Cellular component (GO): cytosol
Molecular function (GO): 4 iron, 4 sulfur cluster binding; ATP binding; ATP-dependent FeS chaperone activity
Source: RefSeq, a predicted model, not a curated record
GAGGGAACGGGGAGGCCAUCGGAGACAAUGCAGGACGGCGGCGCCGCCGGCGGCGGAGAUGUCCCGGAGGACGCCAAUGACCAUUGCCCCGGAACGCAGUCGGAUGCGGCGGGGAAGGCGGAGUCAUGCGCCGGGUGCCCCAACCAGCAGAUCUGCGCCACCACACCCACGGGCCCUGACCCCGACCUGCUUGUCAUCACUGAGCGAAUGAAUACUGUGAAACAUAAGAUACUGGUAAUGUCUGGCAAGGGUGGUGUCGGGAAGAGUACUUUUUCAGCCCAGCUCUCAUUUGCCCUUGCUGAGGACUAUGAGGUCGGUCUUCUAGACAUAGACAUAUGCGGACCUAGCAUCCCAAAAAUGUUAGGCCUCGAAGGCCAGGAUAUUCAUCAAAGCAAUGCUGGCUGGUCACCAGUGUAUGUUGAGUCCAAUCUUGGUGUCAUGUCAGUUGGCUUCUUGUUGCCCGAACCAGAUGAUGUUGUCAUAUGGAGGGGUCCUCGCAAGAGUGGACUCAUCAAAAAGUUCGUAAUGGAUGUUGAUUGGGGAGAGAUUGACUACCUCGUGGUAGAUGCUCCUCCAGGAACCUCAGAUGAAAAUAUAUCAAUUGUUUCGUACCUCCAGAUUGCAGGAAUAGAUGGUGCCAUCAUCGUCACCACCCCACAGCAAGUUUCUCUAAUUGACGCAAGGAAGAUGAUAAACUUCUGCAAAGAGGUUAAGGUUCCUGUCUUGGGUGUUGUUGAGAACAUGAGUGGCUUGAGGUAGGCAUUUUAUUUGAAAUUCAUGAACCCAAGCGAGACAGGUGACACCGACGCCACGGAGUUUGCCCUGAACUAUAUCAAGGAGAACGCCCCCAAACUUCUGUCGCUCGUUGCAUGCAGCGAGGUGUUCGAUAGCAGCAAGGGUGGACCUGAGAAGAUGUGCCAUGAGAUGGGAGUCCCUUUCCUUGGGAAGGUGCCCAUGGAUCCACAGCUUGGCAAGGCGGCGGAGGAGGGGAGAUCAUGCUUCACCGAUCAGAAGUGCAGUGCAAGUGCUCCAGCUCUUAGAAGCAUAAUCAAGAAGCUGUUCAAGCCUCAAUGA